AUGGGGGAUAAGGGCGUAAGCACCGCCCAGGAUUGGGUCACCACAACGGGAGAUCAGGAGCAGCCAUCCUCCAUCUCCUUAGGCUCUUUCGUAUUUCAUCUCUCAAUUCAACCGAAGGCAGACCACAACAACGCCAUCUUAGCGGGAUCUCCUGCUCAAGUGCGUCGGAAUGGGCCAGACUCCGUGGCGGAUCUGCUGAUGAGAGAGGAAGGCCAGACUCCGUGGCGGACUGCAUCCAGGCGACGACCAACCGUCCUGCGACGGCGAGGGCUCAGCAUCGGCGACAAAAUUCAACAGCAGCGAUCCAGAGGCUUUAAUCGAAAAGCUGGGUCCCGUUCUUGGUCCAAGCAAGUUCGACAGAAACCAAGUAAUCAACCGGUUCAUGGCUUUUCAUCUGGUACAUCGUUUCAGCGGCCAACAAAUAGCCGGUUUCCUUCCUUUCGACAAAAUGGCACAAGGCAGAGAACAUCCAACAAGGUUGAAAAUCAAUGGGGAAAUAGGGAUUAUGAAAUCACUUAUUUUGUUGAAAGAAGUCAAAGUCAAAGAGCCACCUCUACUACUUGAUCAUGGUCCAGCAAAAAAUACUAAUUUUGAGUUUGAUCUUGUCGCCUUGGAUAGAGAUCUUCCUCCUUAUGAGCUCUCAAUUUCUGGCACCCUUUUCCAAAUUCAUGUCGAACAGUCUGACAUUUGUGACCAAACUUUGGUGUUGAGUUCUGAGACUGACUCCUCAUUAUCUCAUAUUAAGGAUUUCUUUCAAACCACAAUGACACAAGGGGUGGACUCACUUUCUCAAUUUUUAAUCAAAGAGUUUGAAAGAAUCAUUGCAAAUAAACACGGUGAGGAUUAACACACUACUUAUUGUACACCCACAGAAACUCUAAGGAAUGCUUCUCCAAGUAACAGUCAAAAGGGACUUAUGGAAAUAAGGAAAGCUACUAGGUGUACAAUGCCAGACAAUCCAAUGGAGGCUUAUACAGGUUAUCAGCAAGGUUUUGUUGUUGAGGAAGCAUAUAGUGAUUCGUUCUUUCAUCCGGAGAUUGAAUAUCUUGGUCAUGCUUCAGAAAACGAGAAUAGGGUUCCAUUUUCGGCGGUAGAAGACUUGUGGGACUCUGAUGAAAACCGAGAAAUUUGUCACAAAGCUUUGUUGAUCACAAGAGAAAAUUACAUACCUACAAGUAAUUUCAACACUAGUAUUGGAAUGUACAGGAGGAGUAAGCGGCAGUCACAUCAUAUGAGGACAAGAUCUCAAACUCGCGAGAAACCUUGAUCUGAGGGGCUACUAUUGAGGGGAGUUUAUUGUGUUGUGGGUUGGGUUAUUUUUUUCUCUUUAUUUUCUUUAUUUAUUUUUUUUCGUUGCUUCGUAUUUGUACUUUCUUUUUCAUUAAUAAAAUUUCCUUUUCUUUAAAAAUAAGUAGCAUUUAUCCCAUUGUAAAGGGUUAGCAUUAGGAUACUUAGUAGCCACAUACUUCACUCAGCUCUUGUAUUAGCAACUGGUCCAUACUUUCGUUCGGCCAUUUAUUUUGUAAUUAGCAUAACUAUACUAAUGCAACUGGG
Molecule: messenger RNA, 1554 nt
Organism: Cuscuta europaea
Lineage: Eukaryota; Viridiplantae; Streptophyta; Magnoliopsida; Solanales; Convolvulaceae
Source: the annotation of a GenBank genome assembly